Molecule: messenger RNA, 5788 nt
Organism: Pongo pygmaeus (Bornean orangutan)
Lineage: Eukaryota; Metazoa; Chordata; Mammalia; Primates; Hominidae
Gene: TLR7
Product: toll like receptor 7
Exons: 3
Coding region: 287-3436 (1049 amino acids)
Biological process (GO): positive regulation of interleukin-6 production; toll-like receptor 7 signaling pathway; defense response to virus
Cellular component (GO): plasma membrane
Molecular function (GO): pattern recognition receptor activity; protein binding
Source: RefSeq, a predicted model, not a curated record
GUGCUUUUGCAAAGCCCAUAUCUGGGGUGGCUUAAAUAAUCAUGCUCCUCCCUCGUCCCCCGACCUGAUUUUUGUAGUUGGAAACUCCAGGGCUGGCUGCCUGUAGUCUUUGUGACUACACUUCCUGCCACCCAUCACUUCAUCUCAGAAGACUCCAGAUAUAGGAUCACUCCAUGCCAUCAAGAAAGUUGAUGCUAUUGGGCCCAUCUCCAGCUGAUCUUGGCACCUCUCAUGCUCUGCUCUCUUCAACCAGACCUCUACAUUCCAUUUUGGAAGAAGACUAAAAAUGGUGUUUCCAAUGUGGACACUGAAGAGACAAAUUCUUAUCCUUUUUAACAUAAUCCUAAUUUCCAAACUCCUUGGGGCUAGAUGGUUUCCUAAAACUCUGCCCUGUGAUGUCACUCUGGAUGUUCCAAAGAACCAUGUGAUCGUGGACUGCACAGACAAGCAUUUGACAGAAAUUCCUGGAGGUAUUCCCACGAACACCACGAACCUCACCCUCACCAUUAACCACAUACCAGACAUCUCCCCAGCGUCCUUUCACAGACUGGACCAUCUGGUAGAGAUCGAUUUCAGAUGCAACUGUGUACCUAUUCCACUGGGGUCAAAAAACAACAUGUGCAUCAAGAGGCUGCAGAUUAAACCCAGAAGCUUUAGUGGACUCGCUUAUUUAAAAUCCCUUUACCUGGAUGGAAACCAGCUUCUAGAGAUACCGCAGGGCCUUCCGCCUAGCUUACAGCUUCUCAGCCUUGAGGCCAACAACAUCUUUUCCAUCAGAAAAGAGAAUCUAACAGAACUGGCCAACAUAGAAAUACUCUACCUAGGCCAAAACUGUUAUUAUCGAAAUCCUUGUUAUGUUUCAUAUUCAAUAGAAAAAGAUGCCUUCCUAAACUUGACAAAGUUAAAAGUGCUCUCCCUGAAAGAUAACAAUGUCACAACCGUCCCUACUGUUUUGCCAUCUACUUUAACAGAACUAUAUCUCUACAACAACAUGAUUGCAAAAAUCCAAGAAGAUGAUUUUAAUAACCUCAACCAAUUACAAAUUCUUGACCUAAGUGGAAAUUGCCCUCGUUGUUAUAAUGCCCCAUUUCCUUGUACGCCGUGUAAAAAUAAUUCUCCCCUACAGAUCCCUGUAAAUGCUUUUGAUGCGCUGACAGAAUUAAAAGUUUUACGUCUACACAGUAACUCUCUUCAGCAUGUGCCCCCAAGAUGGUUUAAGAACAUGAACAAACUCCAGGAACUAGAUCUGUCCCAAAACUUCUUGGCCAAAGAAAUUGGGGAUGCUAAAUUUCUGCAUUUUCUCCCCAACCUCAUCCAAUUGGAUCUGUCUUUCAAUUUUGAACUUCAGGUCUAUCGUGCAUCUAUGAAUCUAUCACAAGCAUUUUCUUCACUGAAAAGCCUGAAAAUUCUGCGGAUCAGAGGAUAUGUCUUUAAAGAGUUGAAAAGCUUUAACCUCUCGCCAUUACAUAAUCUUCAAAAUCUUGAAGUUCUUGAUCUUGGCACUAACUUUAUAAAAAUUGCUAACCUCAGCAUGUUUAAACAAUUUAAAAGAUUGAAAGUCAUAGAUCUUUCAGUGAAUAAAAUAUCACCUUCAGGAGAUCCAAGUGAAGUUGGCUUCUGCUCAAAUGCCAGAACUUCUGUAGAAAGUUAUGAACCCCAGGUCCUGGAACAAUUACAUUAUUUCAGAUAUGAUAAGUAUGCAAGGAGUUGCAGGUUCAAAAACAAAGAGGCUUCUUUCAUGUCUGUUAAUGAAAGCUGCUACAAGUAUGGGCAGACCUUGGAUCUAAGUAAAAAUAGUAUAUUUUUUGUCAAGUCCUCUGAUUUUCAGCAUCUUUCUUUCCUCAAAUGCCUGAACUUGUCAGGAAAUCUCAUUAGCCAAACUCUUAAUGGCAGUGAAUUCCAACCUUUAGCAGAGCUGAGAUAUUUGGACUUCUCCAACAACCGGCUUGAUUUACUCCAUUCAACAGCAUUUGAAGAGCUUCACAAACUGGAAGUUCUGGAUAUAAGCAGUAAUAGCCAUUAUUUUCAAUCAGAAGGAAUUACUCAUAUGCUAAACUUUACCAAGAACCUAAAGGUUCUGCAGAAACUGAUGAUGAACGACAAUGACAUCUCUUCCUCCACCAGCAGGACCAUGGAGAGUGAGUCUCUUAGAACUCUGGAAUUCAGAGGAAAUCACUUAGAUGUUUUAUGGAGAGAUGGUGAUAACAGAUACUUACAAUUAUUCAAGAAUCUGCUAAAAUUAGAGGAAUUAGACAUCUCUAAAAAUUCCCUAAGUUUCUUGCCUUCUGGAGUUUUUGAUGGUAUGCCUCCAAAUCUAAAGAAUCUCUCUUUGGCCAAAAAUGGGCUCAAAUCUUUCAUUUGGAGGAAACUCCAGUGUCUAAAGAACCUGGAAACUUUGGACCUCAGCCACAACCAACUGACCACUGUCCCUGAGAGAUUAUCCAACUGUUCCAGAAGCCUCAAGAAUCUGAUUCUUAAGAAUAAUCAAAUCAGGAGUCUGACGAAGUAUUUUCUACAAGAUGCCUUCCAGUUGCGAUAUCUGGAUCUCAGCUCAAAUAAAAUCCAGAUGAUCCAAAAGACCAGCUUCCCAGAAAAUGUCCUCAACAAUCUGAAGAUGUUGCUUUUGCAUCAUAAUCGGUUUCUGUGCACCUGUGAUGCUGUGUGGUUUGUCUGGUGGGUUAACCAUACGGAGGUGACUAUUCCUUACCUGGCCACAGAUGUGACUUGUGUGGGGCCAGGAGCACACAAGGGCCAGAGUGUGGUCUCCCUGGAUCUGUAUACCUGUGAGUUAGAUCUGACUAACCUGAUUCUGUUCUCACUUUCCAUAUCUGUAUCUCUCUUUCUCAUGGUGAUGAUGACAGCAAGUCACCUCUAUUUCUGGGAUGUGUGGUAUAUUUACCAUUUCUGUAAGGCCAAGAUAAAGGGGUAUCAGCGUCUAAUAUCACCAGACUGUUGCUAUGAUGCUUUUAUUGUGUAUGACACUAAAGACCCAGCUGUGACAGAGUGGGUUUUGGCUGAGCUGGUGGCCAAACUGGAAGACCCAAGAGAGAAACAUUUUAAUUUAUGUCUCGAGGAAAGGGACUGGUUACCAGGGCAGCCAGUUCUGGAAAACCUUUCCCAGAGCAUACAGCUUAGCAAAAAGACAGUGUUUGUGAUGACAGACAAGUAUGCAAAGACUGAAAACUUUAAGAUAGCAUUUUACUUGUCCCAUCAGAGGCUCAUGGAUGAAAAAGUUGAUGUGAUUAUCUUGAUAUUUCUUGAGAAGCCCUUUCAGAAGUCCAAGUUCCUCCAGCUCCGGAAAAGGCUCUGUGGGAGUUCUGUCCUUGAGUGGCCAACAAACCCGCAAGCUCACCCAUACUUCUGGCAGUGUCUAAAGAACGCCCUGGCCACGGACAAUCAUGUGGCCUAUAGUCAGGUGUUCAAGGAAAUGGUCUAGCCCUUCUUUGCAAAACACAACUGCCUAGCUUACCAAGGAGAGGCCUGGCUGUUUAAAUUGUUUUCAUAUAUAUCACACCAAAAGCGUGUUUUGAAAUUCUUCAAGAAAUGAGAUUGCCCAUAUUUCAGGCGAGUCACCAACGUCUGUCACAGGAGUUGGAAAGAUGGGGUUUACAUAAUGCAUCAAGUCUUCUUUCUUAUCUCUCUGUGUCUCUAUUUGCACUUGAGUCUCUCACCUCAGCUCUUGUAAAACAGUGGCAAGUAAAAAACAUGGGGCUCUGAUUCUCCUGUAAUUGUGAUGAUUAAAUAUACACACAAUCAUGACAUUGAGAAGAACUGCAUUUCUACCCUUAAAAAGUACUGGUACAUACAGAAAUAGGGUUAAAAAAAAAAAGCUCAAGCUCCCUCUGUAUGAGACCAAAAUGUACUAGAGUUAGUUUAGUGAAAUAAAAAACCAGUCAACUGGCCGGGCAUGGUGGCUCAUGCUUGUAAUCCCAGCACUUUGGGAGGCCAAGGCGGGUGGAUCAAGAGGUCAGGAGUUUGAGACCAGUCUGGCCAACGUGGUGAAACCCCGUCUCUACUAAAAAUACAAAAAUUAGCUGGGUGUGGUGGCAGGUGCCUGUAAUCCCAGCUACUUGGGAGGCUGAGGCAGAAGAAUCGCUUGAACCCAGGAGGUGGAGGUGUCAGUAAGCCGAGAUCACGCCACUGCAAUGCAGCCUGGGCCACAGAGCUAGACUGUCUCAAAAAAACAAAAAAACAAAAAACAAAAAACAAAAACACAAAAAAACCCAGUCAGCUUCUUAACCAAUUGCUUCCGUGUCAUCCAGGGCCCCGUUCUGUGCAGAUCGAGUGUGGGCACCACACAGGUGGUUGCUGCUUCAGUGCUUCCUGCUCUUUUCCCUUGGGCCUGCUCCUGGGUUCCAUGGGGAAACAGUGAGAAAGAAAGACACAUCCUUACCAUAAAUGGAUAUGGUCCACCUACAAAUAGAAAAAUAUUUAAAUGAUCUGCCUUUAUACAAAGUGAUAUUCUCUACCUUUGAUAAUUUACCUGCUUAAAUGUUUUUAUCUGCACUGCAAAGUACUGUAUCCAAAGUAAAAUUUCCUCAUCCAAUAUCUUUCAAACUGUUUUGUUAACUAAUGCCGUAUAUUUGUAAGUAUCUGCACACUUGAUACAGCAACGUUAGAUGGUUUUGAUGGUAAACCCUAAAGGAGGACUCCAAGAGUGUGUAUUUAUUUAUAGUUUUAUCAGAGAUGACAAUUAUUUGAAUGCCAAUUAUAUGGAUUCCUUUCACUUUUUGCUGGAGGGUGGGAGAAGAAACCAAAGUUUAUAGACCUUCACAUUGAGAAAGCUUCAGUUUUGAACUUCAGCUAUCAGAUUCAAAAACAACAGAAAGAACCAAGACAUUCUUAAGAUGCCUGUACUUUCAACUGGGUAUAAAUUCAUGAGUUCAAAGAUUGAAACCUGACCAAUUUGCUUUAUUUCAUGGAAGAAGUGAUCUACAAAGGUGUUUGUGCCAUUUGGAAAACAGCAUGCAUGUGUUCAAGCCUUAGAUUGGAGAUGUCGUAUUUUCCUCAUAUGUGGCAAUGCCAAAGGCUUUACUUUACCUGUGAGUACACACUAUAUGAAUUCUUUCCAAAGGACAUUUAAUCAAUAAGGGUCACAAAUUCCCAAAUCAAUCUCUGGAAUAAAUAGAGAGGUAAUUAAAUUGCUGGAGUCAACUAUUUCACAACUUCUGUAAGCUUUAUUGUGUUUCAUAGUUUCCGUUCUUCUUCCGUGAGAUCAAGGAUAAUGGCAUUAAAAAAUCAGCUUUUGGUCAUUAUAAAUUGUCUUCUAUUAAAACACAUAUACACAUAAAAUCACUUGAAGACAAUUUAAACAUCUUCUGAAAUGGAUCAAGAGGAAGGGAAACUGAAAAUAAUGCAACUCAGAAACCACAGAGUAUUUUGACAUGAGGUUAAGUACAGUGGUUUGUUGUAGGAAAAUAACAGCACACCAACAGAUGGUUUUUAUCUGAAUUCUUUGGUAAUCUUGACAUGUCAUUCUUCUAACUUUCUGAGGGCCCUCAGUGCAGUUUUGUAGGACUGGAGCUGUUCACAGACGGUCCCCACAAAGCUCUGAACGUGGGGCUUCUCUGCUGACUGGCCUCUGGUUGGCUCCGCCCCAGAAGGAACUCCCAGAUUCUCCAUGAAUUCCGCUUCCACCAUCAAGCCUUGGUCCAAGCCCCUUUCAACCUUGACUUGGCCAGGGAGUGUCCUUUCUCUUCAGAUAGAUACUACACCUUAGCAAGACUUGGCAUUUUUAGAAUCCAAGCCAAGGGAGGCACUUGGCAGGGCAAAUGUUAUGGAUGAGAAA